Molecule: messenger RNA, 2061 nt
Organism: Oncorhynchus gorbuscha (pink salmon)
Lineage: Eukaryota; Metazoa; Chordata; Actinopteri; Salmoniformes; Salmonidae
Product: protein ABHD14A-like
Exons: 5
Coding region: 158-955 (265 amino acids)
Cellular component (GO): cytoplasm
Source: RefSeq, a predicted model, not a curated record
GUAAUAGUUGUUUUCCGGAAUUAUUUAUGUGAAACACACUUUAUAUCUGCCACUGCAAAUAGCAAAGGAUUUCACUACGCAUCCAUUCGCUACUGUCUUAGACUAAUAACAACUGCGGGCACCCAGCUAUUUAUGAGAUCAACCAACUUUGGCUGAAAUGAAUUUUCUACGUAACCGUCUUGUUGUGCUGGGCCUGGUGUUGCUGGCCACUGUUCUGUUGUACCUGCUACUGCCGUCCAUUCGUCAGGGCAGCAUGGAGCCUUCGCUGGAUGUCCAGAGGAUGGGCCUGGUGGCUGUCUCUCCUCCUCCGCCUCCUGCCAUCAACGUGUCCGUCCGCACAGGGCAGCUACCUGGGGACCCUCCACUCUUCUUCAGGGAAGCUUUGCCGGUCGAUGGAUCUGGUAGGCAGAUACUGCCCAGGCUGCAAGUGGUCCUUCUCCAUGGCCAAGCUUUCUCUUCCAAAACCUGGGAGGAACUGGGCACCCUGGCCUUGCUGGCCACAAACGGAUACCAGGCCUUGGCUGUGGACCUACCAGGAUUUGGGAACUCUCCAGACUCGGAUGCUGUGAAGACAGACCAGCAUCGGGUGGACCUUCUGGGGAGGUUUAUGGAGGCUUUGGGCGUGAGGACAGCGGUGCUGCUCAGCCCCUCUAUGAGCGGCCACUACUCCAUCCCCUUCCUUAUGAAACACAGUGCCCAGCUGCACGGCUUCAUCCCCAUAGCCCCAGUAGGAACCCGCAGCUACACCCCUCAGCAGUACCAGAGCAUCCAGACUCCUACUCUGAUUGUGUUUGGAGCACUGGACACCAACCUGGGGGCCCAGUCCCACAAGAAUCUCAUGCAGCUCCCACACCACUCAGUCCUGAAGAUGGAGGGGGCGCGCCAUGCCUGCUACAUGGACAAACCUUGGGAGUUCCACCAAGCACUGUUGGACUUUCUCAGCAAACUGGAGUGAGAGGGGGAGGAGGAAGAUAGAGGGAAGGAAAAAAGAGAUAAACAGGGUUGUGUUUGCGUGGAAGUGGAGAAAUUAUACACAAAUAAGAAAAAGGGAAAGUAGUCCUCUGGGAUAAUAGGGCAAAGGCUGCUUUUGAUAUUACAAAUUACCCCGGGCCCCCUAGUUAUCCUGGUAGAGUGGCUUACUCCAGGCCCCUAGCCACCCUGGUAGAGUGGCUAACUCCAGACCCCUAGCCACCCUGGUAGAGUGGCUAACUCCAGACCCCUAGCCACCCUGGUAGAGUGGCUAACUCCAGGCCCCUAGCCACCCUAGUAGAGUGGCUGACUCCAGGUCCCUAGCCACCCUGGUAGAGUGGCUUACUCCAGGACCCUAGCCACCCUGGUAGAGUGGCUUACUCCAGGCCACUAGCCACCCUGGUAGAGUGGCUAACUCCAGGCCCCUAGCCACCCUGGUAGAGUGGCUUACAUUGCGAUGCUUUUGUUAACAUCCCAUCAAAUCGAGAGCAACUCUAAAAGAAGUUUACUCUUUGAGUUGAGCAUGUAGAACAGAAUAUAUGCAAAUUCAAAGACUAGAAGCAAAGACUUGUUUUUUUCUACAGGCUUCAUUAUUGGUUCCAUGAUGAAGAUCAACAUCAGUUAAUUGAGAUGAGGAUGAAGAGGUUAAAGGAGAUCUAAGGCGAUAGUACCAGGGUCGUAUUCAUUCGUGCACACUGUAGCAAAGUGUUUUGUAACGGAAAACAAAGUUCAGGUAGUCCCUUCCUGUUUCAUCCCUUUUGCUUCUGUUUGGUUCAUAGUGAAUACGAACGACCCUGUUUAGAGAAAUUACUUGUGAAAAUUGUGAGAUCAGUUUAAAAUACAAUCUCUUGUGCGUUUUUUUUGUUGAGGAGACAGAAUCGAUGGUUGCCAAUUCACAACUGUAUCUCAUGGUACAGAAACUUGGAUAAAGACUAACAAUAACAUGAAGAUAUUUAUUUAUAGACUUCAGCUCCCUGUUAAAGCAUGUUCACGUUCAUUCUGAAUUUCUUGCUGAAGUGUGUGUGUGUGUGUGUGUGUGUGUGUGUGUGUGUGUGUGUGUGUGUGUGUGUGUGUGUGUGUGUGUGUGUGUGU